GUAAUGUGAAUGUAAAUGCGAAGAGAAGAGAAGAGAAGAGAGAGAUUAGGGAGGGAGGGGGCUUUAAAUUGGUGCAGUUGGGUUGGUUGCCUAGUUGGCGAACUGCACUUAAAUAGAAAGAGAGAGAAGAAACAGAGAGAAAGGGAAUUUAAUCUCAAAGAAGAAAUUAAUCAUCCAAUCAAUCCCUUUUCAAAAUCUCUCUCUUUUUUCUCUCAAAUGACUACUGCUGGUACUGAUCAUCAGGCAUCUGAGAACAGCAAUUGUUGUGUGUGGAGAAGAAAGAAAGGAAUCAGAAAGAAAUCAAAAUCAUCAUCAUCAUUUUCAUCUUCAUCAUCUGAAGACUUGGUAAUGGAGGAAAUGAAAGCAGUCAGUCCAUUGAUGAAUGGAAUCAACAAGAAGGAAAAGAAGAAUCAUAAUAGUAGAAAGAAGAACAAAUGUUUUGAAUUAUUGGCUUAUAAAGAUUUACCAGAUUAUAUGAAGGAUAAUGAGUAUAUUUUAGAUCAUUACAGAGCUAAUUGGCCUAUCAAAGUUGCUUUCUACAGUCUGUUCCGUUGGCACAAUGAAACUCUCAACAUCUGGACGCAUCUGAUUGGAUUCUUCGUGUUUGUGGGAUUGACUGCAGCAAAUCUGAUUGAAAUUCCUGAAGUUGCUGAUCUUCUCGGCAAAUUUACCAGCUGGUCACUUCCAAUGGCAACUCCAGGUGGAAAUGCUUCUCAUGAUUCAAAAGAUUUCUAUUAUAGAACAACGGCAUCGGUGGACUUGGGGGAAAUGUCACCAUCUGAACUGCAAGUGGCCCAAUGGCCAUUCUUCGUCUUCUUAGCUGGUUCGAUGUUCUGUCUUCUCACAAGUAGUAUUUGCCAUCUCUUUUGCUGCCAUUCUCAUCGUUUGAGUCUAUUAUUACUAAGACUGGACUAUGUUGGUAUCGCCGUUAUGAUAGUCACAUCCUUUUUCCCACCAAUGUACUAUAUAUUCCAAUGUCAACCACAAUGGCAAUGGAUUUACCUUGGUGGGAUUACAACCAUGGGUGUUUUCACUAUCAUAAAUUUAUUAACCCCAGCAUUCUCAACAAGUAAAUACCGUGUUUACCGAGCUUUACUCUUCUGCGCAAUGGGAUUCUCCGGCAUCAUUCCAGCAAUUCACGCCUUGAUUUUGAACUGGAACGAACCAAGGCGCGUCGCAACAGUGACAUACGAAUCAAUCAUGGCUUUAUCUUAUGCUACCGGAACUUUGUUCUACGUUACAAGGAUUCCUGAGAGAUGGAAGCCAGGUUGGUUCGAUUUAGCUGGCCAUAGUCACCAAAUAUUCCAUGUUUUUGUGAUCAUGGGCGCCUUAUCCCAUUACUAUGCUGCACUUGUAUUUAUUGAUUGGCGUCGUGUUGUUGGCUGUCCCACGACAAACUUGUGAACUGGUCUUAGUGUUAUCAAUUCAUAGAUGGAAUUAUAAUUUGUUAGGAAUUAUUUUGUUGGUGAUUAUAUAUAUUUUUCUUAAAUGAAAAUUCUUUUUAGUACAAUGUAAUUGUUAUUAUUAGUGAUGAUGAUUAUAAUGUUUA
Molecule: messenger RNA, 1549 nt
Organism: Papaver somniferum (opium poppy)
Lineage: Eukaryota; Viridiplantae; Streptophyta; Magnoliopsida; Ranunculales; Papaveraceae
Product: heptahelical transmembrane protein 1-like
Exons: 4
Coding region: 16-1404 (462 amino acids)
Biological process (GO): response to hormone
Cellular component (GO): membrane
Molecular function (GO): signaling receptor activity
Source: RefSeq, a predicted model, not a curated record